AUGCAGGUGUGCGUGGACAACUCCCAUCCACUGUGGAUGUUCUUCGGUCUGCACGGAGCCGUGACCCAGCUGAGGAUUCUGGAGGAGAAAUAUGUGACCAUUCAGCCAUACACCAGCCAAGGAAAGGAUGAGGUCAGCUUUGAGAAAGGGGUCACCGUGGAGGUCAUCCAGAAGAACCUGGAGGGAUGGUGGUACAUCAGAUACUUGGGUACAGAAGGCUGGGCUCCUGCGUCCUACCUGAAGAAGAUCAAAGAGGACUUCUCUCCCCGUAAGAAGACCCUGACCGGCCCCGUGGAGAUCAUCGGCAACAUCAUGGAGAUCAGCAACCUGCUCCAGAAGAAGUCCGUCAGCGAGAAGGACAUCCAGACGGACGCCGACGCGGGAUCCGCCCCCGAACGCCACAUCUCCAAGAGCGAGAUCAGCCUGCCCGUGCCCUACAACUCUGAGAUCAACGCCGAGACGGGGCGGCGGCUGAGCGCCGGCAGAGACACCAACAGCCCCUGUCUGGGCAUCGCAGCCAGCGCCGCCCUCAGCAAAGAGCGAGGAGGGGAGGCGGGGUCUCCAGCUGUGGCCAGAGUGGCCCCCCACCGGGUGGAGAUAGGAUCUCCAAAUCUACGACAGAAGCCUCCGCCGAGAAGAGACACCAACCUGGGUUUCCAGUUGCCAAAGCCUCCAGAGCCCCCUGCUGUGGAAGCUGAGUACUACACCAUCGCUGAUUUCCAGUCCUCCAUCUCCGACGGCAUCAGUUUCCACGGAGGACAAAAGGCUGAUGUGAUAGAGAAGAACCCCGGGGGCUGGUGGUAUGUUCAGAUUGGAGACAUGGAGGGCUGGGCCCCCUGCUCUUACAUCGACAAACGAAAGAAGCCCAACCUCAGCCGUCGAAGCAGCACUUUAACUAGGCCCAAAGUCCCGCCCCCUGCUCCGCCUGUGAAAAAACCCGACUCUGAGGAAGCACCACCUACUGCUAACUCCGCCUCCAAAGCCUCAGAGCCCCCCAGCAGGCCUGUGUACGAGGAACCUGAAUAUGAUGUUCCUGCCGUCGGGUGUGAAGGUGAGUCUGACGCAGAUUCUCUGAAGGACGAUCGCUCCCUUGACGUGAAGAUCAGCAACGUGGUCGGAGACAAGUACCGUAGUUCGCCUCCGUCCUGCAAAGCCUCCCCUCCGGUCUGCAAGGCUUCCCCUGUUUUCAGCCAUCGACAACCCUCCUUUAGGUCAUCUGUUGAAGAGGUUGCAAAGGAGGAGUGUAUCUACGAGAAUGACUUCAGGGCCUCAACUUGCAUCGAGGGAACCUCAGUCAAAGGUUCCAGCGAGCCCAACUCACCACGGAGCUACCAUUCUUCUACCGUCCCACGCAGACCGUCAGGGUCCUCACCUUUAGCCGGUAGACCCAUGAAGACCAUGACCCCAGAGAUGAACAGGAGAAGCCAGACCCUGGGCAGACACAUCAACAUCAGCCACAGGUCCCAGAGGUCCCAGGACAUCAGCCCCCAUUCUUCAUCAGAUGAAUUGAGCAGAGGUUCUAAAAAAGGCCUAGGGUUCAACCGGGAUGUGGAGCAGAGAAUAGGCCAGAGUCCAUCCACUAGGCCAAAACCUUCUGUCCGACCUAAGCCUCUCCUGACCAAAUCUGAGCCACAGAGCCCUGAGAGGAUGGAUAUCACCUCCUUGAGACGCCAGCUGAGGCCUACGGGUCAGUUUCGACAUGGUCUUAAACCUUCUCAUGGGGACGACUCUGAAACAGCAUCUGUUAUCUCAUCAGAGGACUCGAUGUGUUCACGCAGUACCUCCGAUCUCUCAUCUGUUUACUCCAAAGGCAGCCGCGGUGACUCGGACUUGGAAGGCCCCAAUCUCUACCGCAGCCUGGACGCUUAUAAGAAAGUCCAAGAUUCGGAGGUUAGCUUUCCAGCGGGGGCGGAGGUGGAGGUUCUGGAGAAGCAGGAGAGCGGUUGGUGGUAUAUCCGCUGGGCCUCUGAGGAGGGCUGGGCUCCCUCUUACUACCUGGAACCUGUUCGACAAGUGGGCGAUGCUGGGGGGUUAGAAUCAGAUGGGCAUGGGAGUGGUGGAAGUAAGUCCAACAGUCUGGAGAAAAAUGAGCAGCAUGUUCUGGCCCUCAACAACAUCAAUAUUCAGGGUCUGAAUAAGCAGCAUCAAGGUUUAAGUCGGAACACGCCACCAAUUCCUUCCAAACCUCCUGGUGGCUUCUCCAAACCGUCUGGGAUGGUAAAUGGAGGGGUACGAAUGAGGAACGGGGUACGACAAGUGGCAGUGAGACCCCAGUCUGUCUUUGUGACCACAUCACAGCCAUCCAAGGAUGCACACUACAUGACCGGGUCUCUGAGACGGAACGAUUCUCUUGGCAGGAGCGAUCAUUACGGUUCCGGUUCCGCUACACUCGGUGUUCGUAGGAAUGCUUCGUUUAGCACCGUCAGGCCACAUGUGGUCGUAGAAAGUCAGACGAGGCCCGCCGAGCGCUCCGGCCUUGGCUCCUCCGGCGGCUCUUACAGCACGAGCAACGUCCAGAACGCCCUCAGCAGAGUCAGCCAACGCAACGGCAUCCCAGUGUCCACGGUCCAGCCCAAGCCGAUAGACAAGAGCCAGCUGAUCCACAAUAACCUCGGUAGGGAUGUGUAUGUGUCAAUCGCCGACUACCGCGGCGAUGAGGAGACUAUGGGUUUCACUGAGGGCACCUGUCUGGAGGUGUUGGAGAGAAACCCCAACGGAUGGUGGUACUGCCAGGUGCAGGACAGCCUGCUGCCCCGCAAGGGCUGGGUCCCCUCCAAUUACCUAGAGCGGAAAAAAUAAAACCGACCCCAAACUCCCCACCCCCCCCUCGACCCAACAUCUACUUCCCCUUGAUGUCUCCAGGAACGUGGACGACAUCUCUCCUUAAAGAAUGUCACCCGCAAUCUCCCGUAAGCAAUAUGUCCUUGAAAAUGUACAUUUAAGAGAAGGCUGUUAAAAGAAGAUGUUUUCAUUUGAUGAGGAAAGACGCUUUUAGUGCUGGUUUACUAAAUGUAUAGGUGGAGUUGUUUAAAGAUUGUACGGUUUUGGAUCGGAACCCUGGGAUGAAAAACCCCGAGUUGAGAAAAUUUGAGGACAGAGUCUUUAUUAAACAGUAUGAAUGGGAGUCUGAACCUCUUAAAAGAGGUCUGCAUCAUGUAAUUCAGAAGUGGAGCAGGGUUCUGGCUCCGCCCACCACUGACUCUGACGGCUAAUAAGUGCCUUUUGUAUUUGAUCACCUGAGUGGAGGUCCUAAACGGUGGAUGGCAUAACAGUAAAUCAACCAAAUCUUUCAAGAGUGCCAUAGGUCUACGAACACCACCAAGAAUAUUUUCACUACCGAUGAACAGCUCCAGAGAAAGAGUUGGAAGCAGAGUGUGGAGUUUGUGGACCGCUCUUAUUGGUCCAAUACGCAGAGUUUAAAGGAACAACAACCGAGUUUUAAGGGACUCGAGUCACUUGAGAAUUUACUGGUUUUUAAGCCACAGUCAUCGAUUUAAAAACAUAUAAAUCUCUUUUUAAGUGUU
Sphaeramia orbicularis (orbiculate cardinalfish) is the source of this 3524-nucleotide messenger RNA. Its product is annotated as SH3 and PX domain-containing protein 2A-like. The record is from RefSeq and is a predicted model, not a curated record. Gene Ontology annotation, cellular component: cytoplasm. Lineage: Eukaryota; Metazoa; Chordata; Actinopteri; Kurtiformes; Apogonidae. Gene Ontology annotation, biological process: superoxide anion generation. Gene Ontology annotation, molecular function: superoxide-generating NADPH oxidase activator activity; protein binding.